Octodon degus (degu) is the source of this 602-nucleotide messenger RNA. RefSeq names its product zinc finger protein 431-like. NCBI's taxonomy places the organism in Eukaryota, Metazoa, Chordata, Mammalia, Rodentia, Octodontidae. Bases 144 to 602 code for a protein of 152 amino acids. The transcript is spliced from 5 exons. The record is from RefSeq and is a predicted model, not a curated record.
GAACAAUUUCCAUAAAGGGCUGUGAAAUCGAAACUUUCAGUCUUCAAAAAGAGGCAGUGACCUUUGAAGAUGUGGCUGUUAACUUCACCGUGGAGGAGUGGGCUUUGCUGGAUCCAUCCCAAAAGAAGCUCUACAGAGAUGUGAUGAGAGAAAUGUUUAGGACUGUGGCUGCUAUAGGUAGAGCCUGGGAUGACCAGGUGGAAGAAGAGCAUGAAAAUCACUGGAGAAAUCAAAGAAAUGAAGAGUUGGAGAAAUGGUACCCAGUAAAUAUGCCCACCAUAGCUCACACUGGAAUGAAGGCUUAUGAGUUUUUGGGAUUAGAAGAGAAGCUGUAUAAAUGUAAUCAACAUGCAAGAACCUGCAGUGAUUUUCGCGCUUUUCAGAACGAUGCAAGGACAAAGACUAGAGAGAAAUCCUAUGAAUAUAAUCAGUGUGAAAAGUCCUACUUUGAUCUUAGUGAAAGAACUCAGCUUAGAGAGAAGACCUUUGUAUUGGCCGUGAAAAGAGUGCUAGCCAGGGAGGAGUACCAGAGCAGUUUCAACAUCUAUAUCCACUUUUCCAUGGUUUGGAAACCUCCAGAGGACUGGAACAUGGUCUGCUGA